Messenger RNA from Schizophyllum commune H4-8, 1059 nucleotides. RefSeq lists its product as uncharacterized. The transcript has 5 exons. The coding region runs from base 15 to 746 and encodes 243 amino acids. The record is from RefSeq and is a predicted model, not a curated record. NCBI's taxonomy places the organism in Eukaryota, Fungi, Basidiomycota, Agaricomycetes, Agaricales, Schizophyllaceae.
CAACCACCAUCACCAUGUCAGACUCCUUCGUCCUCAGCAAGAAGCCAGUCCCGGUGACAGACAUCCCGUCCGAAGAGGCCAUCGUUGCGCGAGCCAAGGAAGUUCUCGCCUCCAUCCCCCAAUGGAAGGAAGGCAAGGCGUACAAGGGCGGUGUGAAGACCUACACUCUGCCCAAGGGCCUCACUCCCGGCACGUCCGCGGAGGACUUCUGGGCGUGCCGCGUGAGCGAGCUUUCGCCCUCGGACGCGUCGUUCGACGCGAUGUGGGCCCACCUUGCGAAGGACAAGGCCGAGAAUGAGAUGAAAUAUAUGCCCAUCAUCCGCAAAGUGACGAAGGUCGAGGAGAUAUCCCCGGCUCAAGAGAUAUGGACGCUUCUCUACAAGUUCAAUCCGGUGAUGACCCCGCGAGUGUUCACGGUCCUACAGCUCGCUCAUCUUGAUGAGAGCCAUCCGACCGGACGCGUUGGCAUCAUCGUGCAGGUUCCCAUCGACCUCUCCCCUGACCCCGAGCUCGCGAAGCUCGAAGAGAAGGGCGUCAAGGCGUCCUACGUCAGCGUCGAGCAGCUCACCGAGACUAAGGACGGCACCGACAGCGGCUCCGAGGCCGGCAAAGUCAGAUGGACGAUGGCCACCUCGAGCCAUCCAGGCGGAAUGAUACCCGACGCUAUCACGAACGCGAGUCUGGCGGGAGAGAUUGCGAAGGACGUGCCGAACUUCUUGAGCUUCCUGAAGAGCGUGAAGGGCUAAGGACUUGCGGGGUUGGGACUUGAUAUGGAGCGCUUGACAUCCUAGUCGUAUGAAGGCCAGUCGCAAGGUUGUAUGGCGGAUCUCUAUCUAAGAUACAAUACCGGGAUCGUGGAUUGGGAGCUUCGUGGUUCCGGGAAAAAGGUCUUCCUAAUCGUCAUCUUCGUCCUCCCCACAAGACGAACACUCGCUCUCCUCCUUCGCCUUCCGCUUCUUUCCUCUCGACUUCUUCGCUGCCGGUGUCGUCUUUUUGCUUGCCGCAGGAGCUUUCGUUGCCUUCUCCUUCCCCGCUUUCUGCUCCUUCCCCGCUUUCUUC